CCCAACCACAAGAUGGUCAAGUCUUAUUUGUAAGUUUUUUUGAGAUCUCGUACAUGCCCAUAUCACUCAUUGUAUCAAUUGCAGAAAGUACGAGCACUCGAAAACAUUCGGAGUCGUCAAUUCUAGCACCGCAAAUGUUGUUUGGUCGGCGGAUGGUUCAGGUUCGCGCAGUGGCAGCUCCGGACGAGCUAUUGUUGCCGCCAAUGAGGACGUUCUUUGCUGGGACAUAAGAAAAGGGGAGUUACUCAGUCGAUGGAAAGAUAAGGACUGCAAUUCGCAAGUCACCGCCCUCGCGCAAAGUCAAGUCGACAUCGAUGUGUACGCUGCGGGAUACGAAGAUGGUAGCAUACGCCUUUGGGAUUCGAAAAUCGCCACUGCGAUAGUGAGUUUCAAUGGCCAUAGAUCCGCUAUUACCACUCUUGCGUUCGACAAGUCAGGCGUCAGACUAGCCAGUGGAUCGAAAGAUACCGAUGUGAUAAUAUGGGACCUAGUAGCCGAGGUUGGACUUUUCAAGCUAAGAGGGCAUAAAGACCAAGUGACGGGCUUGGAGUUUAUUCAGCCAGAAGCACCGGUCUUGUCUUCCGAGGAUGGAGAAGAAGCUGUUGAAAUUGCUAGCGAUCCUGUUGAUGUGGAAGGAUUUCUCCUUACCACUGGCAAAAAUGCUUUGAUCAAGUUAUGGGAUAUAUCCUCCCAGCAUUGUAUCGAAACUCAUGUCGCUCAAACAAAUGGAGAAUGUUGGUCUCUUGGUGUCUCUCCGGAUGGUAGUGGGUGCAUUACCACUGGAAACGAUGGGGAAUUGAAGGUCUGGUCGAUUGAUACUGCCGGACUUUUCAAACUUUCAACCCAGGUCAAUGGGACCGCCGAAAAUCGAUAUCUACAUGAUCGCGGUGUGCUACAUCGACAAGGCAAAGAUAAAGCUACUGGAGUUAGUUUUCACCCUCGAUUAGAUUAUUUUGCUGUACACGGAUCGGAGAAAGCGAUAGAAAUAUGGAGAAUACGAUCAGAAGAGGAGGUAAAGAAGAGUUUGGCACGAAAGCGCAAAAGGAGACGUGAAAAAAUGGGCUCUGCAAUGGAUGUGGAUGGUGGGGAUCUAGACGAAAAAUCCGAGGACGCCUCGACUGCCGAAAUUGGCGACUUUUUUGUUUCAUAUGUUAUUGUAAGAACAGGAGGGAAGGUUAGGUCGCUCGACUGGGUUCAUACGAAGGGAUCAAAAUCUAUUCAACUUAUCGCGGCUACGACAAACAACCAAUUGGAGGUGUAUAGUAUACCGACAAAAGAGAAGUCAAAGAAAGCGAAGAGUGAGGAGUUGCCAGAUUAUACACGAUCCCUCUCAGUUGAGUUACCUGGACAUCGCGCUGAUGUUAGAGCCCUUUCGCUUAGCUCGGACGAUCGAAUGCUGGCAUCUGCAUCGAAUGGCGGUUUGAAGAUUUGGAACGUCCGGACAAGCACUUGCAUUCGUACAUUUGAAUGUGGCUAUGCGUUGUGUGUCGCGUUCCUUCCAGGUGAUAAGAUUGUGGUUGUUGGUACUAAAACUGGUGAGUUGGAGUUAUUCGAUGUCGCAUCAGCUGCUAUGCUUGAUACUGUUAAAGCCCAUGAGGGAGCGAUAUGGACCCUCCAAGUACACCCGGAUGGACGAUCGUUAGCCUCAGGAAGUGCCGACAAGACUACCAAGUUCUGGAAUUUUGAAAUCUUCCAGGAAGACAUUCCUGGCACCAAACGAACAACUCCACGCCUGAGGCUUGUCCAUACAAGGACGCUCAAGGUUUCGGAUGAUAUCCUUAGCAUUCGAUUCUCUCCUGACUCUCGUUUAUUGGCAGUCGCGCUUCUAGAUAACACAGUCAAGGUUUUCUUCGUCGACUCGUUGAAACUCUUCCUCAACUUAUAUGGGCACAAGUUGCCUGUGCUUAACAUGGACAUUUCUUUCGAUAGCAAGUUGAUCGUGACUUGCUCGGCAGACAAGAAUGUUAGACUUUGGGGUCUAGAUUUCGGUGAUUGCCAUAAGGCUUUCUUUGCGCACCAAGAUAGUAUAUUGCAGGUUGCAUUUGUCCCUCACAAUCAAGAUGGGAAUGGACAUCACUUUUUCAGCACAAGCAAGGAUCGAAUGAUCAAGUACUGGGAUGGCGACAAAUUUGAACAGAUCCAACGGUUAGAUGGUCAUCAUAGCGAGAUCUGGGCAUUGGCCGUCAGCAGGACAGGGAACUUUCUGGUCAGCGCAAGUCAUGACAAGAGUAUAAGAGUGUGGGAGCAAACCGACGAGCAGAUCUUUCUAGAAGAAGAGAGAGAGAAGGAACUUGAGGAAUUGUACGAAAGUACAUUGACUACUUCGCUAGAACCUGAAAAGGACGGCGAAGAGAAUUCCGCAGAGGUUGGAACCGCAGGGAAACAAACAAUCGAGACUCUCAUGGCUGGAGAAAAGAUUGCCGAGGCCCUGGAAAUUGGCAUGGUUGAUUUAAAGCUCAUGGAAGAAUGGGAGCUGGCGAAGGCAACACAACCAAACACCGCAUCACCAGCUCGCAACCCACUUUUCAUGGCAUUAGGUGGCAUAAGUGCAGAAGCGCAUGUCUUGUCAGUGAUUCAGAGAGUGAAAGCCGCAGCACUCCAAGAUGCUCUGCUAGUUCUUCCCUUCUCGACUUUACCAAUGCUCUUUACGUUUCUCAACAUUUUUGCGACAAGGUUGAUGAAUAUACCUCUGACUUGCCGAGUUCUGUUCUUUAUGUUGAAAACUCAUCACCGACAAAUUGUGGCUAGCAGAACGAUGCGUUUGAUGCUUGAUGGCAUUCGAAUAAAUCUGCGACAAGCGUUGAAAAAGCAGAAAGAUGAGAUGGGAUAUAAUCUUGCGGCAUUGAGAGUCAUAGGUGCCCAGGUGAAAGAAAAGGGAGUUAAGGAUUAUGUAGAUGAAGAUACGUGGGAUACAGAGGAAAAUUUGGGAUCACAGAAAAAGCGUGGUUUUGUGCAAGUAAGCUGAUAACUGUAGGUAGGAAAAGGGAAGGGGUUUAUAGGGGUUUUUUGGUGGAUACUAGUACUUUUAAUACCCCAAGCAAUGUUGUUUUACAAAAUUCCUUGAAGAUAUUUCUAGAAUGUAUGAUUCGGCUGCUUUACCCGAGUACUGCCAAUCCAAUGUUACUGUAACGACUCUCAUUCAGGACUUCCCCACAAUCUCGGCAAGGAGCCGUCAAGGUUUCAAGGAAGACUUUAGGCUUUUGCGCCUAAACCUGGGGCCCUGCCUGGGGACGUCAGGAGCCGAGGCCGAGGCUGUCGAGUGUUGUUGAGAUAACAUCGUGCAACGCCCCGCAAAAUGCUUCAAUUCAGCAACAACUCAGUCAAACUACCACAGUCGAUACAAUGGCAGGUGCCGUAAGACAACCUAUCGACAUCCAAGCUCUGGAGCGCUACAUCUCCAAAAACGUCCCCGAAAUCCAAGUCCCAAUUGACGUCAAACAGGUAUAUACCAUCGUACCCCCACUAAAGCAUCUACAAGUUACACCUCGAGCGAGACCGUAAUGAUAUCAGGAUUCCGCUAAUUAAUUACUUUCCUAGUUCGGAUUCGGACAAUCGAAUCCUACAUACCAACUCACGGCCAACAAUGGCACGAAAUUCGUGAUGCGCAAGAAACCGCCUGGAAAACUAGUUUCCAAGACCGCCCAUCAGGUGGAGCGCGAAUACAAGGUCAUCCACGCCUUGGAGAAGACGGAUGUACCAGUCCCCAAGGCAUAUUGUCUCUGUGAGGAUGUGAGUAUUGUUGGGACGGCAUUUUAUAUCAUGGAGUUUCUGGAUGGGAGGAUUAUCGAGGAUGCGACGAUGCCGGAUGUUUCGCCGGCGGAGAGGACUGAGAUGUUUGUACAGAUCCGGUUUGUUUGACGAUAUAUGUUGAUUUUAAUGCAGGUGGCAUGAUGCUAUUAGGACGCUGGCGAAGCUGCAUCGGAUCAAACCGGUGGAUGUUGGAUUGGAGGGGUUUGGUAGACCGUCUGGGUUCUAUGAUCGUCAGAUUAAGACGUUCAAGACGAUUAGCAAGGCACAAGCUGAAGCCGUUGAUGUCGAGACGAAAGAGCCGGUUGGACAGAUGCCUUAUCUUGAAGAGAUAUUGGAAUUUUUCGGUGAUCGGAAAUUACAGCCCAGAGAUCGUGGUACGCCAAUACAUGGAGACUAUAAAAUCGAUAACUUGGUCUUCCACAAGUCUGAGCCUAGGGUGAUUGGUAUUCUCGAGUAAAUCCCUCCAAACACCAUAAAAAAACGAAAAGCUAACAGACAUCCACAGCUGGGAAAUGUCAACCAUCGGCCACCCCCUCUCCGACCUCGUCAACCUCAUGACUCCCUACCACCUCAACGACCAAACCGACAUCUCCAGAAUCCCCGGAUUCAGCCCAGGUGAGACUCCCGGUCUCCCAUCGGCAAAGGACCUGGUGAAAUGGUAUGGCGAGGUCACCGGUUGGGAUCCGUCUCCAGAACUGAAUUGGGGAAUCGCAUUUGGGUUUUUUCGCGCGACGUGUAUUUAUCAGGGGAUUGCUGCGAGAUAUGCGGCGCGGCAGGCGAGUAGUGCGAAGGCGAGGGAGAAUGGUGAGUUGAGACAUCCGACGGGGAGACUUGCGUGGAGACAUGUACGGACUGCGAGGGAACGGUCGAAGGGGAAGGCGAGGUUAUAG
Messenger RNA from Hymenoscyphus albidus, 4640 nucleotides. The record is from the annotation of a GenBank genome assembly. Lineage: Eukaryota; Fungi; Ascomycota; Leotiomycetes; Helotiales; Helotiaceae.